GAUUAUAGCCACGCAGGCCUUUCCAAAGUACAAGACGACAUUGUCAUCAAUGUGUUUGAUGAGAUGUCCUUUCAAGUCAUUGAGAGCAAUUCUCUGAGAGGCUGCGGAAGCCAGGUGUUCUCUGGCAGACAGUGGCUGGGCUCGGUCACCUUACCCUUCAGAUCUCUGCUGCAGCAAUCCAAGGUGUAUGAGAAACUGACCAUCUGUACCCCACCGACUCUACUGGGCUACAUGUGGACAGGGGAGGACAUGAUCAAUGACCAGGGAAUAGAGAUACCCGCGAGAAGAGAUACCAGUUUCAUGAAUGUCUUCAUCACUUUGGAUCCAGCCAUCUCUCUGAGUGAUGACCAGACAGCAAAGUAUGGUGACCAGAAGCCCCUUUGGCUGUUUUCCACAGACGAGGAUGAGGACUUGCUGAACUUGACCUACGAGUAUGAGAAGCAGUGUAAGGUGGCAGCAGGCCGGGUGAAGAAGCGAGUCAUAACCACAGUGAUAAAUAGUGAGGGGAGGCUUGUCCUGGCACACCGGUUCUUCAAGCCACUUCCUCCACCACAGGAAGUUGUACUGGACACCCCCGACAAUAGCAUGUCUGUUCUAGAGAGGGUGGCAGCCUUCGUGUCCCUGAUUCCCACCUUGUCCUUCCCAUCUGACGUUGGUGACAGUGGGGAGAUGUGGCUCACCUCAGAGCAAUGCUUGGAGCUGGCUAUGGGAAACGAUGUCAGUUUGGCAGUUGUGCUGUGCAACUUCUUUCAUGACCUGACGGUAAAUGUGUGGCUUCUCCUGGGAACAUCGGUCAUAGAGGGAGAGACCGCCUAUGUCCUUACUCAGGAGAACACUUGGUUUGUGUUGUGGAACCCCAGAGAUGGGAAGCACUACCAGUCAUACGACUCCUUCUGUCCUCUAAAGACUGUCGACUGUCUGAUCAAUGGUGAAAAUGUGUGGUUCCAUCUCCAGCCAACAAGAAAGAUGCCCAUCACUUUCGACGUAUCAAAUAACGCCACAUGGAAACCCUUAUUCCCCAAAGGAUUCAACUCUGACUCAUCCUCAAUGCCAACAGAAAUUAAAUACCGUCCCACUCAAAUAGAUCUGGUCAAUCACCUUCAAAGAAGGUAUGUUAAAAUGGAUUCUAUAUUUAAGGCUAUGCAUUGCUUUCAGAGACUGAAAUGCAGGACAAUUUCAUUUAUGGUCUUGUCUGUCCCAUCCAUGAAUUUCAUUCUUCACAGGAUGGAGAUGAAACUGAAAAGUUGUGUGAUGGACUGGAGAAGCCCCCACCCUACACGUUGGAGCCCCCGCUGUGCAGCCAUGCUCUCAGAGGUCACGCAGAAGCUUGAGAGGAACCCAGCCUCUGACACAAUAGCGCUAGAGCUAGACAGGCUGCUGGACACCAUGAAGGAUUACAAGGUGACUGGCUUCCCCAUUCAUAUGGCCUACCAAGACAUGAGCACAGUGAUCGAGGCGGUCUACAACACCAGAAUCCACAGCACUGAGAUCCCUGGGACAGAGUUUGCUCUCUCCACCUACAUCCACCCAUACCCCAACCACAUCCUGUCGGUGUGGAUAUUCCUGGCAACGCUGGUCAAACACCAGCACGGCGUGUUCAAUGUUCCUUCAGUACACUGAUACAUCCUGGUUGUGUUCAUUAGGCACCAAAUGGAAGGAAACUGACAAACGGGGAGGGACUACCUGGAACCCUUUUUAGAUUUGAGGGUUUUUUUGCACGCCCGUAUGAACAAAAUCUCAGCCUUUCGGGGUCAGCUUUUCCUAGACGUUUUUCUACUGUGGGAAAGGAAUGCAGAAUGAUUCAGACCAAUUGAUUGAAUCCACAAACUUGUACAUGGUAAAUUAAUGGAAAUACUCGACAAUAAAAAUUGUUCAUAAAUAUGCCGGCAACAAGAACCUAUAUUUGUUAAACCCUUGAUUAGCACAUAUCCGGUAUGUUUUCAAGUUCACAAUAUGGUUGGUGAAAUGUUUUAGGCAAUAUUUGUUGAUGUAUGUAUAAAGCCUUAUAGGCCAAUUGAUAGACAUACUACUGGCAUUAGCCGUAUGCCAAUAAUAUGAUGCAUUAUUCAAAAUAAACCAGAAGCACAA
Messenger RNA from Salvelinus fontinalis (brook trout), 2088 nucleotides. RefSeq names its product protein CC2D2B-like. The transcript is spliced from 11 exons. Gene Ontology annotation, cellular component: ciliary transition zone. Gene Ontology annotation, biological process: protein localization to ciliary transition zone; non-motile cilium assembly. NCBI's taxonomy places the organism in Eukaryota, Metazoa, Chordata, Actinopteri, Salmoniformes, Salmonidae. The coding region runs from base 64 to 1620 and encodes 518 amino acids. The record is from RefSeq and is a predicted model, not a curated record.